Molecule: messenger RNA, 2007 nt
Organism: Scaptodrosophila lebanonensis
Lineage: Eukaryota; Metazoa; Arthropoda; Insecta; Diptera; Drosophilidae
Gene: Ir84a
Product: ionotropic receptor 75a
Exons: 7
Coding region: 1-2007 (668 amino acids)
Source: RefSeq, a predicted model, not a curated record
AUGAUUAGAUUGCAAGUGAAAAUUAUUUUAUGGCCUCUUAUAAUUUUGUGUGUGUUUUCAUUUGGCGUGCAAAUUGAAAACAUAAAUUCCAAUGAGACUGCAGCUUUUGUGGAUUUUUUGCGCUCGCAGCAACUGCGGCAUGCGCUGGUGGUGCGCUCCGGUGGCGGCAACAGCGCUACUCUAGUUCGGAGCUAUAGCGAAUUAUUGGCCAAUUAUCACGUGCAAUUCUUCAAUUUAAAUGGCAGUGUGAAAUUUGAGGAACUCUUCUACUAUGGGGCGCCACGAACGGGUAUAUUUAUGGGAUACUUUCCAAGUGACGAGCAUAAAAAGCGUGUUUACAAUGCUGCCUCAACUGGUGGAUUUUUUAACGACACGCAGGCUUGGUUUAUUCUCAAGACAGGAAUCGAAAGCUCAAUUACAGACGACCAAUUAAUUGAGCAGGAAUUGGGCGACUAUAAUAUUAACAUCAAUGCAGAUAUUACAGUGGCUAUGCAACGACAGGGCAACACCAGCUGGCUGCUCUAUGAUGUAUACAAGAUAAAUCACAGACAGCAGACUCCACUGCGCGUCAACUACAAAGGAGAGUGGUCCUUGAAACACGGCUACAAGUUGCUGGACACUUUCAAGAGCAGCUGGAUCCGGAGGCGUAGGAAUAUGGAAAAUAUAACACUACGCACCAGUACAGCGUUACUGGAGAAGCCAGUGGAAUUAGAGAAUAUGGCAUAUCUGGCCAAUGAUAAGGACCUCAUGCAACUGGAUCCUAUGCAACGGAAAACUUAUCAGCUGCUGCGGAACAUGGAGCGGCUCUACAAUGUUAGCUUGUUCAUACGCUUCACCGAUAAUUGGGGGGAAUUGCUUCCCAAUGGCAGCUGGUAUGGAGUUAUGCACGAUCUGAUAGUCCAUAAAGCCGACUUUGCUUUAUGUCCUAUGCGCUUUGUGCCAAAUCGGCAGCGCUAUAUACAAUACUCACCCGAGUUGCACACGCAGUUCAUUCACUUUCUGUUUCGUCAUCCACGCCGCAACAAUAUUCGCAACAUCUUCUUCGAGCCACUGAGUGUGACGGUCUGGUAUUGUGUGCUCGGCCUUAUCCUUUGUAGCAUGUUGUUGCUGCUCCUUCAUGUGCAUCAGGAGCGACGACUGCAGCCCGCAAAGUCGUCACAGAACCACCUCGAAGUGCGCAUCGCUUUCGCCUGGUUCACAAUUCUGGAGACCUAUCUGCAGCAAGGACCAGCCACGGAGCUCUUUCAGCUGAUAUCCACUCGGCUGCUCAUUUGUGCCAGCUGCAUUUUUAGCUUCAUGAUCAUGCAGUUCUAUGGAGCCUUUAUUGUAGGAUCCAUGCUCUCUGAUAGUCCGCGUAGCAUUGUUUCGCUGCAAACUCUUUACGCGAGUAGCUUGGACAUUGGCAUGGAGAAUGUUUCGUACAAUUUCGUGCUCUUCACUAAUACCUCAAAUCGGUUGGUGAGGGAUGUCUAUACUAAGAAAAUUUGUCAUGCGCCUGCCAAGAAUAUUCUGAACAUAAGUGAGGGAGCGGAUAGAAUACAUGCCGGUGGUUUCGCCUUUCAUGCCUCCAUAGAUCGCAUGUAUCGAUUGCUCAUUGGAUUGCUGGACGAACAGGAGUUUUGUCAGCUACAGGAGAUCAUGUUCAAUGCGCCAUAUACCUCUGCCUCUGCACUGCAGAAGAGUUCGCCGUGGAGGGAACAUUUGGCCCAUGCUGUGCUGCUCUUGCGGGAGACAGGACUGAUGCAAUACAACGACAAGUUGUGGACUGUGCCCAAGCCCGACUGCUCUCUAAUCAAAGCGACACAAGUUGAGGUGGAUCUGGAGCACUUCGCGCCGGCACUUUUUGCCCUUUUGCUGGCCAUGAUGGGCAGUGGACUCGUAUUUCUUGUAGAGCUGCUGUUCUCAUGGGCAUCUCCUAAUUUUAUAAUUCUUUCUGGAAAUAAUGUGUUAAUUAUAAUUCAAUGUCAAUUUAUCUACGAAAUAAAAACUAAACCAAUUUCCACCUAA